Messenger RNA from Myotis davidii, 1098 nucleotides. Its product is annotated as titin-like. The annotation marks the transcript as partial. Gene Ontology annotation, molecular function: protein binding. Lineage: Eukaryota; Metazoa; Chordata; Mammalia; Chiroptera; Vespertilionidae. The record is from RefSeq and is a predicted model, not a curated record. The transcript has 5 exons.
AUGAUGCCAGGCCCACCAUCAAUUGAUCUAAAAGAAUUCAUGGAGGUUGAAGAAGGAACUGAUGUUAGCAUCGUGGCCAAAAUUAAAGGUGUACCAUUCCCAACACUAACCUGGUUUAAAGCUCCUCCAAAGAAGCCUGAUAAUAAAGAACCUGUGAUCUAUGACACCCAUAUCAAUAAACUCGUGGUGGAUGAUACUUGCACCUUAGUUAUUCCACAGUCUCGCAGGAGUGACACUGCCUUAUAUACCAUUACUGCUGUGAAUAACCUGGGAACAGCAUCCAAGGAGAUGAGGUUGAAUGUCCUUGGUCGCCCUGGCCCUCCAGUGGGACCAAUAAAGUUUGAAUCUAUUUCAGCAGACCAAAUGACUUUGUCUUGGCUCCCACCAAAAGAUGACGGUGGGUCUAAGAUCACAAACUAUGUAAUUGAGAAAAGAGAACCUAAUAGGAAGACAUGGGUGCGUGUCUCCAGUGAGCCCAAAGAGUGCAUGUUCACAGUUCCCAAAUUACUAGAAGGCCAUGAUUAUGUAUUCCGGAUCAUGGCGCAGAAUAAAUAUGGCAUUGGGGAGCCUCUUGACAGUGAACCUGAAACAGCAAGAAACCUCUUCUCUGUCCCUGGAGCACCAGAUAAGCCAACAGUUAGCAGUGUGACUCGUAACUCCAUGACUGUCAACUGGGAGGAGCCAGAAUAUGAUGGAGGCUCCCCUGUGACCGGAUACUGGCUAGAAAUGAAAGACACCACUUCAAAGAGAUGGAAGAGAGUCAACCGAGAUCCUAUCAAAGCCAUGACUUUGGGUGUUUCUUAUAAAGUGACUGGCCUUAUUGAAGGUUCUGACUACCAAUUCCGGGUGUAUGCGAUCAAUGCUGCUGGUGUGGGUCCAGCAAGUCCACCGUCAGACCCAGUGACUGCUAGAGAUCCCAUUGCCCCACCUGGUCCUCCAUUUCCCCAAGUCACAGACUGGACUAAAUCAUCUGCAGAUCUGGAGUGGUCUCCCCCACUAAAAGAUGGGGGAUCCAAAGUAACUGGAUACAUCGUUGAAUUUAAGGAAGAAGGAAAAGAAGAAUGGGAAAAGGUAACUAACGCUUGGUAUUACGGAGAU